UGUGUUCUGCUCUCCAUCCACUUCUUCAUACUUCAACGUGCAGGGCAUUUGUAUUAUUUCAAAGAGCUGUGCUCAAGACUUUUUACGUUCUUUCAUCCAUAUACUCCUACGAGCUUGACGCUUAACCUUCCCUUCUUUCACCAUGAAGAAUUUCGGAUCCAUUCUCACAUUCCUUGCCGUCUCGGCCACGCUCGUUUCCGCUCGUGCCUUGCCUAUUGAGGGUGAUGCUAUCGAAGCUAGAGCUCCAUAUCCUCUCGUAGACGAGAUCAUUGCUCGUUCGCCAAAGAAGGCCAAGGCUGCAGCGAACUCCACUGCAGACGCAAGUGUCGCUGCCACCAGUGCAACUGCGAAGAAAGGCAAGGCUGCUCAAGCAGCAGCAGCAGCAUCAAACAGCACUGCUGCAGCCACGGGAAAAGCUGCAAAGGCAGGAAAGGCGGCUAAAGGAGCUGCUAACGCUGCUUCCAACUCUACCGCCGUGGCUGCUGCCUCAAACUCGACAGUCGCCGAUACUGGCAAGAAAGCAGGAAAGGCUUCCCAAGCAGCAAGUGCAGAUGCAAACAGCGCUGCUGCGGGCUCCAGCUCCGCAGCUUCACAACUCGAGAGCAUUGUUCAAGGCCUGACUGGCCUUGAUCUCGGAUCUCUCGGACUCCGAGACCUCCCCAAGCUUGAGUCAAGAAAGAAGAAGAAUGGAACUGCCAAUGCUGCUGCUGUAGCUGGAAGCGCUGCCGCUACUGGAAAAGCUGUAAGGAUAACCAACUCAUGUGAUUAACCAGAUACUGACAAUCUCACAGGCAAAGGUCAAGGGAGCUGCCAAAGCCACUGGCGCCGCUGUAGCUGCCGUUGCUGCCACCCCAGCUGCAAAGGCUGCUAAAGC
This is a messenger RNA of Mollisia scopiformis, 874 nucleotides long. RefSeq lists its product as uncharacterized. Lineage: Eukaryota; Fungi; Ascomycota; Leotiomycetes; Helotiales; Mollisiaceae. The record is from RefSeq and is a predicted model, not a curated record. The transcript is spliced from 7 exons. Bases 143 to 769 code for a protein of 208 amino acids.